GUAUAGCUGUUUGGUCGCGUGCGUGCGCAGGACUUCCUGGCGUUCGAGCUGAUGAACGGCCACAUCUACCUGCACCUGGACCUGGGCUCGGGCAACGUCAAGGUGAAGGCGACGACGCGGCGCGUGGACGACGGCGCGUGGCACGAGGCCACGCUGCGCCGCAACGGCAAGGAGGGCCGCGUCACCGUCGACGGCACCGCCGCCGACUUCAGCAUGCCAGGCGACUCGCACCAGCUGGACCUGGAGGGCCCGCUGUACCUGGGCGGGCUGGGGCCGCCCACGGCGCCGGUCACCGUGCCGCCCGUGGUGUGGUCGGGCGUGCUGCGCUACGGCUUCGUGGGCUGCAUGCGCGACCUCGUCAUCAACGGCAACCCCAUCGACAUCGCCGGCUACGCGCGCCAGCAGGACUCAGGUAAUAGGGCGAUCCGGCCGUCGUGCCACCAGCAGCAGCCGCAGUGCGACUCCACCCCCUGCAUGAACAAGGGCGUGUGCAGCGAGGGCUGGGACCGCUUCAUCUGCGACUGCAGCGCCACCAGCUUUACCGGCCCCACUUGCGGCAAAGACGCGGCGACGCUGACGUUCAACGGGUCGCAGCACAUGCGCGUGACGAUGCCCGAGGACUCGCGCACGCAGACGGAGGACGUGACGCUGCGCUUCCAGACGACGCGGCCGCAGGGGCUGCUGCUGGCCACCAGCGCCGAGACGUCCGCCGACCGCCUGGAGCUGGCGCUCUCCGGCGGCCGCGCGCGCCUCUCCGUGCGCCUCGGCGACCGCGAGGAGACUCUCACUGCUGGUCAAGGUCUCAAUAAUAACCAAUGGCACACAUUGCGUUUUUCUCGGAGAGGCUCAAGCUUGAAACUUCAAGUGGACGAUGAAUCACCAGUAGUGAGAACUGAAAAUAUAGCAACUUUUGGCAAGCAGAAUAAUAUUUUAGAAUUUCGCACAAUGCACAUCGGAGGCUUAUUUCAUGCAGAAGAAGAAAUCCAAAUGACAAACACUGUGCCCAACUUUGUGGGAUCUAUGCAACAAUUUUCAUUCAAUGGCCAUCCUUACUUUGAAAUGGCACGUUCCUCAGGUGGUGGUUUUCAACCAGCAUCUGGUAACACUCCCCAAAUGAAAGUAACAGCAAAAUUUGGCAAACGUGAUCAGCUUCUGGUGCAUCAUCCUGUCACAUUUAAAUCAAAGCACACGUUUGUUGGGCUUCCUGUCCUUAAGGCCUAUUCAGCAACAAAUAUAUACUUUCAGUUUAAAACAAGAGAGCCAAGUGGACUGAUAAUGUACAAUGCGGGGAAAGAGCAAGAUUUUCUGGCUGUAGAACUUGUGAAUGGACAUUUACAUUAUAUUUUUAACCUUGGUGAUGGUCCUGUUAGAGUAAGAGACAAUGCAAGGAAUAGCCUUAAUGAUAAUAAGUGGCAUGCAGUCACUAUAGGCAGGCCUAGUCCAAAACAGCACACAUUAAUGGUGGAUGAUAAUUUUGCUAUUGUUACUAGUUUAGGGAAUAAUGAGAAUUUGGAUUUAUCAGGAAUCCUCUACUUGGGGGGUGUUCGAAAAGAUAUGUACUCAAUGUUGCCUAAACAAAUCCAGUCCCGACAUGGCUAUGAAGGAUGCUUAGCAAGCCUUGAUUUGAAUGGAGAAUCACCUGAUCUCACAGUUGAUGCUGUCGUACCUAGUCCUCAGUUAACUAAAGGCUGUGAAGGUCCAAGUACUAAAUGUAGUCAUAAUAUUUGCGCAAACAGAGGAGUAUGCGUGCAGCAAUGGAAUUCAUAUGCAUGUGAUUGUGAUAUGACUUCAUACACUGGUCCAACAUGCUCUGAUGAAUCUGUGGCAUAUGAAUUUGGACCUAGUAGAGGGCUGAUUACCUAUCAGUUUCCUGAAGAGAGAAGGCCAGAAAUGAAGAGUGAUGUCAUAGCAUUGGGAUUCAUUACAACCAAGGAGGAUGCAGUUCUGUUACGCAUUGACAGUGGAACAUCUAAUGAUUACAUGGAGUUGGAAAUUGUUGAAGGAAAUAUCUUCAUGGUGUAUAAUAUGGGGACUAACGAUCACCCUAUUGGUGAAAUUAGUGUGAAAGUCAAUGAUAAUGCAUAUCAUGUGGUUAGAUUCACCAGAUCAGGUGCUAAUUCAACAAUUCAAGUGGAUGACUAUAAUGUGCAAACAAAUCACCCAGCAGGUCACCAGUUGACAGUGUUCAACAGUCAAGCACAAAUACAAAUAGGUGGUAAAUGGAAUCGAGCAAAGCAAAGGAUAGAAAGACCAUUUUCAGGAGUUAUGGCUGGUUUAGUAUUUAAUGGACAAAGACUUCUAGAUUUAGCUGCGGAAAAAGACCCACGAACAACAAUAAGGGGAGAUGUGCAAUUGCUCAAAGGCAUUGGUGACCGUAUUCAUGAACCUCUUCAACGCAUGCAACAGACUCCCGCAUCUGGAUACCCUGGAGUGAUGGAUGAUCUAGUGUUUUCAGGAGCUGGUUCAGGCUGUAAUGCUGACGAUGAAGAUGAAUGUACUCCAGCUUUUGACAGUGGGUCAGGAGAUGAUCUCAUUACUCCAGUGUACGUACCACCUACACGUCCAUCAACAACUACUACCCCAAAAUCCACUGACCGGCCUUGUGAUGAUGAAGAUUGUCCCUCAACUGGAUCUGGGUCAGGUGAGAUCUCCACAGAGGAUAGUACUCCAACCACAGGUGGCAAAGGUCCCAUCACUGAAGUAGUCACAUUUGCUGAAGAAACAAAAGCAGAUAUAACAGAAUCAAUUACAUCAGAAACUCCUGGCACUGUUUCUGGAGAAGGUGCUUCCAUAAGCUCUGGCACGAGCAAUGAACCAAUAAUAAUUUCAGAAGCUGGAAUCACAAGCAAUCACACAAGCAGUAGUAGUAGUACAACUGUAACAAGUACAACACAGUUGUCAUCAACUACUACAACAACCACUACAGAAUUACCACCCCCACCCCCACCACCACCUCCACCACCUCCAACUACACGCACUAAGCAUCGGAAUAACACAAGAGUUCGGAUAUCAUCAGAAGCUGCAGAAAAUACAGCUCUUAUCAUUGGAAUCAUAGCUGGAGCAAUGAUUGCCAUCAUUCUCCUCAUCCUCAUCAUUUUGAAGUUCAGGAGCCGCACUGAAGGCUCUUACAAAGUGGAUGAAACAAAGAACUACCAACAGGCUCAAGGACCCAAUGCUGCUCUUCUGGGGACAGCUGCAAGUAAUGGUCAACCUCAUCCACAACAAAUGAAUGGUAAUGUCAAGAAUGGUGCAGAUAAAUUUGCCAAUAAAUCUACCAAGAAACGUGAUAUCAAAGAUAUUAAAGAGUGGUAUGUGUAAACCUUCCACCCUUGUUACUGUGUACAUGAAAGUUGCUGCAUCAGAGGCAUAUCAGACUGAAUCCAAUUUUCUUCACUUACACAGGAAUAACUGUCAGAAUCACAUUUUUGUAUGGUGCCUUGCACCGCAUGAACAGUAGAAAUUGUAUUUUAAAGUUUGAAAAUGACAGAAGACAAUUAAAAAAUGAAACUCACAUCAUAUCAUUAGUAAUAUGUGACUUUAUUACGGACUAAUCACAGUACAUGAGAUGUACUGUUACAUCGUAUCUGCUAAAAUGAAAUUGAUUCCAAAAUCGAGGCAUAUUUCUUUUAAUGAGCAUUUCUUUUGUUUUGUUUUAAAUGGAAUGAAACAUGGCAGAAAUGGCAUUAAGCUGUAUGUAUCAUCACUGUAGAGAGAAAAGGAAUACCAAAUAAAUGUUGAAAUAUUCAACAUUGAAAAUCAUGCAAUACAAAGAAAUAGUAACUAACAUAAAAUCUUGGUAUGCAUCAAUAAUGUUUCUUAUUUUCAAAUAAAAAAUAUAAUAUUUUUUUUUAAAAAAGCUGCUUAAUUCAAUAAUAUUUUAACUUUUUCUCACACACAGUGGUGAACACUACAUUAUUACGAAAGAAUAAUUCUUGGCAAAUACAUAAGAUUCAUUCACACAUAAAACAACUGAUAAUGAAAUAUUUUGAAACUUCAUGUGUCAUUAAGUGAAUGAAUUUUGAAACAAUAUUUUAAGUGGAAUACAAAAUAAUGUUUCUCUUCAGCAUUCACACUAAUGUUUUUGUUUGAUUUAAUUUAACUUGAACUCAGUUAAAUUAAUAUAAGUUGAACUCAACUUUACGUUGUAUACAAUGAACAGGUCAUUGUAUCAAACUUCCAAAGUUUUGUGUUUUGAACAUUAUAUCAAACAUGGGAAGAACUUGAUUUGAAUAGCCAAAUUAAUAAAAUAAAAAGUAAAUUGGCUGGAAGUAUUUUGUAUAUUUAUUAAUUACUGUAGCAUAUGAAAUUGUCAAAAAUUUCCUUUCUAUUUCUCAUUUAACAAAAUCAAUUUUCAAUUUUUCAAAAUUCUUGGUUAGAAAAAUUGUGUUCUAUGCCAAAUAAAUUAAUUGUCAGAGGUAAUAUCAGAAUUCAGAUUUUGGCUUUUAUCAUGUGAUAAAUAUUGUCAGGAAAUUGCAAAUUGCAAAUAUGGAUAAUGUUCCUGAAAUAAAACUAAUAAUUACAUAACAAAAUUUACUAUUACUUAAGUAGUCCAUAUUACAGCAAUGAGAUGUAGGUAUAAGAAAUGUAAAGAAUCGUAUCUGAAUGAAAAUUAAAACUGUUGAAAUGUGAACUCAUGGGCAAAUGUACGAAAAGUAAACAUUGUUAACAGACUUAAAUUUAUAUACGAAUUUUAAGAAAUGAAAAGCACAAGUUAGAAGUAUUAAUAAAAGUGGUGAAUUUAGUGUUACAAUUAAGAAAAAACUUGUCAUGUCAUGACGUUUGUCAAAAAUAACAUUUAUACUCAUUGUGGUCAUAUUCAGUUGCAAUACAUGGCUGACUAAAUCAUAACAUAUUCCGAGUAUAAUUCAUUAAACACUAAGGAAAAACAAAAACUGGAAUGAUACAAAUGGACAAUUUUAUGGAAGUUCUGAAGAGAAGCAACAAUUUUUGGAGCAACGAUGUGACUUUUACAUGCUAAUGAGCAAUCUUAUUUUAGCUCAAUGUUAAAAUAAGAGAGAUGUUUUAACUGUUUUUUUAUUAGUUUAUUGUUUUUACUCCUUUCUUAUUUCACUACAUGAUUUUAAAAACAUCUUCCAUCUCUCAUACUUCAUUUUACAAUAAGAAACCUUUUUAAUUUUAAAGUACAUAUUAUUAAUGUACCUUUAGAGAAUAUCUCUUUACUUAUGAUUUAUGUGCAUAGUUUUGACUAGCAUGAAUCACGAAACUGACUUGGAGAAAAGUUAAAUUAUUGGUAAAUACACAACCAGAAUCAUAAUUUAGUUUAAAAAGAUCAAUUGUGUUCAUGCCAGAUUUUGGAGUUCAGAUUUGCUUCAGUGUAGAUGUUAAAAAUAUUCUCCAUCCCACUACAACCUUCUUCUGACCAUGUGUACAGGCAUUUUAUGCCUUUCCCAAACCCUCUGAAACACAUCUAACAAGCCUCCUUAUCUGAGUUCUCUUGCAGCUGUUGUGAUCACUUCCAUAUUUGUGGAAGAUAUAUACAGCGUUAUUGUAUAUUAUGUUGAAUCUGUAAAAUAAAACAGUUUUUCAUUAAAAUUGUCAAUUUUAUUUCUCCAAUUAUG
Molecule: messenger RNA, 5579 nt
Organism: Gryllus bimaculatus (two-spotted cricket)
Lineage: Eukaryota; Metazoa; Arthropoda; Insecta; Orthoptera; Gryllidae
Source: the annotation of a GenBank genome assembly